CACAUUGCAGCUACAGUCAUGGGAAAAACUUCUUCACAGACUUGACAGUUGUCCAGAAGACGAUCAUCAACACGUCUUAUAAAGAAGACAGAACAUUUGGAGGAGAGGCCUUCAAGCAGCAUCUGCACUCUUCAAAUGGGCCAGAUGUGCCUUUGGCUCCACCGCCAAGUCUUUAAGCAGCAGCGGAACAAGCCCGCUCUCUCCCCAGGGGAGACUCGCAUAAUAGCACAACUGUUUCAGGCAACAGGCUGAGUUAUUCAGGUAGGCCUGAGCAGGCCAGGAGAAGCCCCAAGACAAACACAGGGAGAGGAACAAAGGAGGUGAGAGGAAGCCUGAGUCCAUGCUGACAGACUUCGACUCGUCUUUCAUCCGACUGUGUGUGUGCAGCACCCCCCUUUCAAAGGCACGCUAGAACUCAGUGAAAGACGGGCAACACCGUUCUAACACCAAACAGCUCCUCAGACUCCUGGUUAGUUGCUGUGGUUUUCUAAAACUGGUUUAUUGUUGGUCUCACCCUAUAAACUGGAGCAUAAUGUGCAGAUCCUUGACUUCUUAUUGCUCCCAAGAUCAAGAGGAAGAAACCUUGAGAGGAACAAAGUCUCAAAAAGAGAAUGAAUCAAAAAGGGGAAUCAUAAAGAAAGCAAAGAGCAAUGCUGGAUGUAGACGCAUGGCAUAAUCAGCCAGGAAAGCAGAGGUAAUUCUCCUCUCGCUGUGAAAUGCUCCUCCGCUGGCCCUUCUACCACAUACUGCAGCCGCAAAGAUCCAAGAAUAUCUGUCCACUCCAAAUGGAUGCAAGUAAUCUCUUAUUAAACAGCUUCAGCGUCGGAGAGCAGCAGCAGGAGCAGGAGCCGGAGCGCCCCAUUCUAACUGAAUGGAUUGGCAUGGGGAGAAGCGGACCUUUCAACCUGGCUAAGCUGCAGCUUUGGAACUGGAUUUGCCUGGUGAUGCUUUCCCUGUGCCUGCUGUUCCGACCAGUGUACUGUCAGACAUGUCGGAUCCAGAGGUGUAAUGCAGAGUAUGUGGCCUCUUUCUCUCCAUCCGGUGGCCUUCAGGAAGAGGUCCUCACAGACGUGGACCAUUGCAUUGCCUUGAGAGCCUAUUCCCUGUGCACCAGACGUACAGCCCGAGGCUGCAGAGGAGACCUGGUCUACCACUCUGCUGUGUUCCGCAUUAAGGAGCUCUUUGCCCAGCACAACUGCUCCAGCGACGGCCCCACGUCUUCGGCCAAAGCCCCCAGCACUUCCAGGCCAGCCGUUGUGGACGUUUGUGACUACGAGAGCCGAGCUCUUGCCUCUGGCCCUGCGGCACAGCAGAAGAAAUAUGGCCACUGUGGAUUAUUUGGGGAUCCCCAUUUGCGGACAUUCAGAGAUGAGUUCCAAACAUGCAGAGUUGAGGGCGCUUGGCCCCUCAUUCAUAAUCGCUACCUGUCAGUACAGGUCACAAAUGUACCGGUUGUGGAAGGAUCAAGUGCAACAGCGACAAAUAAGAUAACGGUCAUAUUCAAAUCGUACCACGACUGCACUGAACAAAAGGUGUACCAGGCCACCACAGAGGACUUGCCAUCAGCCUUUCAGGAUGGCACACGCAGUGGCGGGAAGGGUGGCAGCCUGUAUAUCGUGGAGGAUGGUAGCAGGAGCACUGGUGGACGGCAGGUGAUGAUCCAGGCCCGCUACCUUGGUGCGUCAAUCAUUGUGCGGCAGGUGGGACGCUACCUAACCUUCGCCAUCCGCAUCCCGGAAGAGCUGGCGGAGGAGAAUGGUGGAUUGCAGCUGUGCCUGCAUGGCUGUCCCCGCAGUGAAGUAAUCAAGGCCCAUGUGCUCACUCGACAGCAUGGUCUGCGUCCGCCGCGACUCCUGGGUUCCUGGUACGAACCGGAGGAAGAGGAUGGUGGUGGAGGAGAACUGAAACCAGGUUUAUCCGCUCAAAAAGAUAUGCUAGAACGUGCCACCACCAAGUGUAGAGAGACUCUGCAGGUGGAGGACGUUUACUUCCAGUCUUGCGUCUUUGACAUCCUCACCACAGGAGAUCUGGAGUUCUCCAUGGCUGCGUACGGGGCCUUGGAGGAUCUGAAGGCACUUCCACCCAGCACUCUCAAGCAAAGCUCACCACGGACUCCACACAUUUAUAAUGGAGCCACCACAGCUUCGUCAUCCCUUUUUGUUGCUCUGAUCUUGGUGUUUCUCUUUUGCUGAAGUGACCAGAUUAUCUGGCAUGAGCUUGAAAGGUUGGAUUGCAAGACUUGAUCUUCUGUUGUUUUUUUUUUCUAAAUUGUUAUGGAUGGUUUGAGUUUUAGAAGAAGCAUUCAAACAAUUUUUUUAUGCUUGAACAACCCCAUCGAACCCCGAGAGACUGCAAGAGCAAAAAAUAUGAACUCACAAGGCUGUGAUCUGUAUUGCCACUUAACACUAUAUGUGUGAUCUUUCCAGAGUGGAAUUGUGUUGCAAUAUAAUAAUACAGAUAUAUCUGAAGGGUACGUUACGGUCUGCAAAUGCUAAGGGCAGCUAAUCAGAAUAGGUUCUUGAACGUCAUUAUCAAGUUGGCAGGACAGUGUCUUUUUAAUACACAUACUAUUUUAACUUUCAAAAUGAUACACACUAAUAUCAGACUGCAGGGAGAUUAAAUGUUAAUGAAGUAUGGACAUGGACACUACCCUGUCAUGGACUGGUAUGUACAGACAGUGUUUCAUUCUUCCUACAUCAAACUUGGCACUUACACUCCACCCUUUUAAAGCAAAUGAAAAGUUAAUGUAAUGGGAUCCAACAACUGAUCGAAAAUACUACCUAUCCAUACGUCUGGAUCUGGGUUCAGAAUUUCCGUAAAGAAAGCUACAGGUAUUGUAUGAAAAAAAAAAAAAACACUAAUUCUUCAAGCUGCUCUGCUUACAGCAUUAAUGUUUAAGGUUAAGAAACAAAUUCUUUAUAUAAUAAUAUAUUGAAAGAGUGUAUAUAUGUGUUGUAUAAUGUGUACAUUCUUCUGUGUAUAGAUGAUUUUAAAUGUGACAUGUUUUGCAGCUGUUUUACUUAGAUUUUUGUAAACUGUGUAAGAAGUAACUAAUAUGUAACCCCUCUUCUUUUCCUAAUUAAAACAAAAUAUUGCGACCUA
Astyanax mexicanus (Mexican tetra) is the source of this 3102-nucleotide messenger RNA. RefSeq names its product RGM domain family, member D (gene rgmd). The transcript is spliced from 10 exons. The record is from RefSeq and is a predicted model, not a curated record. Gene Ontology annotation, biological process: BMP signaling pathway. Bases 717 to 2192 code for a protein of 491 amino acids. Gene Ontology annotation, molecular function: coreceptor activity. Lineage: Eukaryota; Metazoa; Chordata; Actinopteri; Characiformes; Acestrorhamphidae. Gene Ontology annotation, cellular component: plasma membrane.